AAGUCAAAAUUUUGUCUAUAUACCUACCUAGUUUGUGGUCAAAAUAAGUUCUUCAGGUCAUUCUAUCCAGAUUUUAAUUUGAUUUGCACAUCAAGAGCUGAUCAUAAAAUCUUUGAAACACAUAACCAAACAAGCAAAAUGGAGCUUUCGGCAGAAGGUAAAACUCCUGAAUAUAUGGCGUUAGCUGGGAUCAAAUUCAAACUCUCCUUGCCUGAAUUCAAAGAUAAUGUUCAAUUAAAAGAACAGCUUCUUCAGGGUAUAAAAGCAGGAAAUAUGGCUCCUUAUUAUAAAGAAGUCUGUACAGAUCUUGGCUGGCAUUUUGACAAAAAGUUGCAUGAUGAGAUGGCAAAACAGAAUGAAGAAAGGUUAGCUAAGUUUAAAGAAGACGAUUCUGAAACUCCAGUCUGGCAGGAUAGAUUGGACUACCUAUGCUCUAUUGGUGACAAAGAAGGUGCCACAGCACUUGCUACCUCAAAGUAUGAAGAUUCAACUUUAACUACAAAUAGAAGAUUAGAUGCUAUCUUUGCUUUGUUUAGAAUUGCUUACUUCCAUGGUUGUAAUGUUAAGGAAAUGGGAACAACUAUUAAUAAGGCUCAUGAGUUGGUCGACAAAGGUGGUGACUGGCGCUCCAGGAACAAACUGAAGGCGUAUGAAGCCAUUUACUGCCUGGCCAUUCGUGAUUACAGCAAGGCUGCCGAUCUAUUCAUUGAUUGUGUUUCCACUUUUGAAUCCUACGAGUUAGUUGAUUUUGGUACAAUCAUCCAGUAUUGCGUGCUGGCCUGUGCGUUGGCAUUAGAACGUCACGCGUUGCAGGCAGCCCUACGGCGCCAGGGGGCCGCUGUGCAGGCUUUACGUUCGCGUUUCCCAGAGCUAAGAGAGUUGGUGGAGUCCCUUCAUGAAUGCAGAUAUGCUGACUUCAUGAAGAGUCUUGCGUGGGUGGAGACCCAAAUCUGCGUGGACCCGGUGUUCCGGCCGCACUACCAGCACUACGUGCGCGAGGCGCGCAUCAAGGCGUACGUGCAGCUGCUGCGCGCCUACCGCUCGCUCAGCCUCGACAACAUCGCCGACACGUUCGGCGUCACCCGCGAGUUCAUUGAAGAGGAAAUCUCCAACUUCACGGCGGCGGGCCGACUGCAGUGCCGCAUCGACGCGGUGGCGGGCUGCGUGGUGACGGGCGCGGGCCGCGGCGCCGACGCCGACCGCUCGCAGCUGUACCAGGCCACCAUACGCGAGGGCGACCUCCUUCUCAACCGCGUCAAGAAGCUCGCCAGCGUCAUCAACUUCUAGCCUUUAUGUUGUUCUGGUAACGCGAUCUUGUAUUUUCGUAGUUCGUUCCGUAAUUUAGCUCAUAUUUGACGUUUCAUGGGUGGGUUCUCAGAGUGUUUCAACCGCUGCGGCCCGCUGUCAUUAUAUAUAUAUUUCUAUAAUGAUAUAAUUACUCAGACACUACCCAAAUCAAAAAUAAAACCGUCUAUUAGGUACCUGUACCCGUGGAACGUCACAAAUGCAUUCUAAAAUUGUCACUUAACAAUUUAGUAAUUAAUCUGUAUGAUGCGUGUAUUGCUGCUUUUAAGUACCUACCGUAUUAUUUCAUUGUUGAUAUCAAAUAGAAAAUUGAUUGCCGAUUGGUAAGGAUGUCCAAAACAGUCAGCGUCGCAAGUUUUUAUAUAUUUACUAAUCUAUAAAUAAGAAAAUAUUUUGUGAAUGAUAACUGCAAGUAGGCAUUUCAGGUUGUAACUGCUUAUAUUGCAAUACAAAUAUUUUAUAAACUUAUAGUAAUAAAGUUAAUGAAGUAAUAA
This is a messenger RNA of Plodia interpunctella (Indianmeal moth), 1799 nucleotides long. RefSeq names its product Regulatory particle non-ATPase 7 (gene Rpn7). The coding region runs from base 139 to 1287 and encodes 382 amino acids. Gene Ontology annotation, biological process: proteasome-mediated ubiquitin-dependent protein catabolic process. Gene Ontology annotation, cellular component: proteasome regulatory particle. The record is from RefSeq and is a predicted model, not a curated record. The transcript is spliced from 6 exons. NCBI's taxonomy places the organism in Eukaryota, Metazoa, Arthropoda, Insecta, Lepidoptera, Pyralidae.